AUGGAAGUUGAAUUGCUCGUGUUUUCAGCAUGGCAAAUUUUGUUUGAUCUUCGUUUUAUGGCCUGUGCUGCAAUAGUAACGGAUCGACGUUAUGGUAACGAGAAUCCCGCAUUACAACGCUCGACUUGGUGUCUUGCCAUAACGAUGGUACAGAAUGUUCUCUUGAAAUACAUCGGUCAUAAGUUGCAGUUGGAAACUGGGGUCUCAUUGCUUUUAUAUUCACGAAUCGAAUAG
Molecule: messenger RNA, 234 nt
Organism: Ambispora gerdemannii
Lineage: Eukaryota; Fungi; Glomeromycota; Glomeromycetes; Archaeosporales; Ambisporaceae
Source: the annotation of a GenBank genome assembly